CUUCAGGCUACCCUAUUCUUACUGAAUUUGAUCCUCGCCAAGCAACCUGUUUAUUCCUCUUCUCACGCCUCGCCAGCAUCAAAUAUACCCCAACGAUAAACCGGCUCUCAGCCACAUAGCAUAUCCUAUAACAAUCUUCCUACCCAUCUGCCGAGCUACCCCACUCAUACGAGCUCGUGACAGACUUUGCCAUCCCUUUACAAACAGCCUUCCCCUUAACUCCUCCCUCCCCCCAUUUCCUUCCAAGUGUCUUAUAUUCACAAUUGCGAAACCACUAAAAACCACAAUGGGACAAGCUUUCUCUUCUCCCGCCAAGAUUCAAUGCCCAGAUUUUGCUACAGAUCGAGAACCAAGCAGCUUUGCUUCCACUUCUAAAUCAUAUCGAUCCCCUAAACCGCAAUACGCUUUCCGCUGCUGCCAAUGCAGGCAACCAUCAUUUAAUGGGUUGGAAUGUGACGGUUGUGGUCAUCCUCAAUGCCGUCGUUGUAAGUAGAGAACCGGUGGAAACCAAACUUUCCCAAUGUUUGUCUGUGGUACUACUGUUUCCACGAUCAGGGGCUACAACUGCUUGGAUAUAUCUAUGUCAUUCUGUUGCGGUAUUGCCUAUGGGAGUGCGUGGCUUCAUGAGGUGACUUAUGAGUUGCACCCUUGGUUUUCUUGGUUGCGCUGUUAGCAGUCAGUAUCAGAAAAGUCAUUUAUCUGCAAAUAUUCUUGUGAUCGGCGCAUGGUUAAUGGGUAUUUCGAGGUUGACCUUGCAGCUAUAUAGCUGCAUGCCUAAACUGUGAUAGCUGCUUCACCAUUCCAAUCACGCACUUACUUCGUUUCUUAAAUUACAAAUGAAAAACUAUGUGUCUUGAAUCCUCACCUGUUGCAACUGCUACUUCCUGGCUGUGGAAAGUUGUUCACGGAUUUUUGCAGUUUUGAUGAAUUCUACGGCGAGUAUCUGGAAUUGGAAUCUCUAGAAUAUAUUUAAGCUUGUCCUGACAUAAUUCACAGUCUGAAGCGACCCCGUAGUUUCUGCAAUAGUAAAUGUCCCAAUAUUAAAUAUUACUUGUUACUGCUUCCGCUCGUCGCGGCUAACUAAGCGCUCUCGCCAAGCAGCCGCUAAUUAACCGAUCUCCACCGCCAAGCAAAAAGUAUCCCGCCGGCCCCCAGAACUAACCUCCGAACGCCGGUCAUACUUCGACACACACACUCUCUCCGGGCGGGAUAUCUACAACAUCCCUACUCAGCUCAGUGCUCACGAGCCUCCCUCUCCCUGCGAAAAUUAUGCCGAAGAGGACUCUGGGAGGAGGCCGAGUCUUGGGCAGUGGAAGGUCUUUAACUCCUACUGUCCCAACACCUUCGCCGCGGAAGGACUCCCGCUUCCACUCCCCAUCGCCCAGCAGCGUUUCUCUCAAUUCCCAAGGUGCUGCCUCUCAUAUCUCAGUAGAUACGCAGGACAUAGUGUCUCGAAUAUCACUGGAAAAUGGAGAUUCAUCUAUAUCGCGGGCUUCGGCGGCGGCAGGAAGCUCCCGGCUCGCUUGCCCCAUUUGCAACGAAGAGAUGCUUACAUUGCUGCAACUGAAUAGACACCUUGACGAUACACACGCGAAUCUCGAGGACGACCGGCAAGUUGAAGUGAAGGACUGGUUUCAGAUACAGGUGGAGAAGGCGAAACGAUUCCAGCCGUUAGCUGUCCUGAAUCAGAAACUAAAAGGGCUCGAUGUCUUCGAAUCAAAUCACAAUGCGGCAGUGUCCGUUUCCGUCCCCACCCGAACCCCGUUAGGUCAGGCAGGUCCUGAGCUAUCAAGGAUACCGGAUCCAGAUGAAGUGGUUACAAGAGAACAUUGGCAACCUCGUGGAAUGUACGAUGUAUGUUUAGAACCUAUGUGCCAGAAGCGGCUUACAGUUACCAGCGGUAGCGUCAACUGCCGCAAGUGCGGGAAGCUUUUUUGCGAGGAGCAUACAAUGUAUCAAAUGAAGCUGUCCCGAUCUGCUCAACAUGAACCAGUUCGCGGCUUCUGGUGCAGAGUAUGUGAGACUUGCUAUAAGUCGAGGGAGGGGUAUAAGAGCCAUAACGGCCAGGAGCGUGACCACACUGCGCUAUUUACCGACUUACGGAGGCAAAAAGUAGACAAGGCAUUUUUGGAAGUCUCGCGCCUGGAAAAGCGGCUCACUCGACUUACUCAACUCCUCUCUACACUUCCAGCAGAUCAGAUUCAAUCAGGGGCCAAUAGACGAUGGUCUAUAGCGUGGCAGAAUGAUCAAAGGAAAAAACUUGAACAAUCCGUCGUUAGCUGGCAAGACGAUGCAAGCGUUCCAAGAUGUCCAUUCUGCCAACAAGAUUUUACUAGUUACACAUUUAGGAGGCAUCACUGUCGAACAUGUGGGAGGGUGGUCUGCGGCGAUCCAAUAACAGGAUGCUCUUCCGAAGUUGGCUUAGAAAUUUCUCCAAACAUUCAAGUUUCAGAGAAACCGCCGACGACCCACGAAAAAAUCAACAUUGACGUUCGUCUUUGUAAAGAGUGUAAAUCUACUAUAUUUGACCGAAGAGAUGUUGCCCAAGACCUCAUUAAAGAGCCCCCGGAUCUUCGGGCAUAUAAGAAUCUGGUACAAUUUGAGAAAGGCAUUCGGUUGCUAUUGCCAAGAUUCCAAAAAUUGCUUUCCGCAUUACAAGACCCGGACAAAACCCCGUCCCCUACCCAGCUUUCCGAUGCCUCCAAAGUUCGUAGGCGCCUGAUGGAUUCCUUCGCUCAGUAUGACGUUGCCGCCAGACGAAUACGCGACCUGCCAACACAAUCUCCAACACAGGCCAAGCUCCAGAAAGCUAUCUACCAUCAAGCCACGAAUUUCCUACAUCUCCAUAUGCUUCCCUUAAAAUCACUCCCCAAAGUCCUUAAACAUGCCACUCCCCACGGUAGCAAGCUUCUCCCUAAUACCAACACCGGAACGAUGAACGGCGGCACCAGCGCUCUCGCCGCAAUAAGAUACGGCAACCGAGAUAGUGUAAAUAGCACUACUAGUCUAGCUAGCGACAAUAGCAGCGCGAUCUCCGCACUUGAAACGGAAGAAAAAUCUCUCCGCGAACGCCUCAUCGUGCUUGAGGAGCAGAAGUUCUUCGUAACUGAAAUGAUCGCUGACGCCAACCGCAGACGCAAAUACGAUGAGGCAAGCAGCCUUGCUCAAAAUGCCGAGGACCUCAGUAAAGAGAUUGAUCGCGUUAAUGGAAUGAUUGGCCAGUUGGACUUUGAAGGACUAUAUUCCGGCCAAAUUUCCUGAAGCGAGACCGUACCUCAUUUUUAUAUAUACCUUUUCUGCUGCACACCUCAAGAAACCGCAAGUUUUCCUUUUUUGAAGUGGAUGACUUGAUUUAUAUCAACUCAAUUGUCAAAUUUUAAUAUAAUCCCCGACUCAACCUAGGCUCAAUGCCACUAUCGCCGGACAGCACAACGCCCUCAUCCACCAUCCGUCCCGAUCGACCGUAUUUAUUCUCGAGACUCUUUUCCUAUCCUCCAAAUUGAUGAAACGACGCGAACGCAACGACUUUUCUUAUUUCUGAGUUUUAUGACAUCUUUGGCGCAAAUUCCACGACAACAUCAAAGCGAUGCCAUCCUUUGCCUAUUUUAGCCUGGUUUUGUUAUCAUACCAUUUGUUUCCCAUCAGUCUUACGUCCUUUUUGGAUUACCUUCUUUUUCCUUUUUUUUUUUUUUUUUUUUUUUUUUUUUGGAUAUAUAGACACGGUGCCGGAGGUUGCGCAUUCCGUUGAAGGGAACCAAUGGCGUUCUUCUUUCGUCUACUUAUUUUUGGACAAGGAGGCUAGCUAUUGCUUGUCAUAUAUGUAUCUGCCUUUUUUUUCCAUUCUUGGGCGCAUCGACCUAGCGGGAGUUACUUAUCGGUGUUACUAUAUAUGUGUAUUCUGAUUUCCCCUUCCAUACCUAUGCACAUACAUAUCACUUAAUAUGAAAUUGAUGUCUGUAGCAUGAAUAUUGGCUCUGCGGGAUAGUGUGAUUCGCCAUUCGCUGUGUGUAGAAGAGUCCCACACGCGGGGGUAUACUCAGGCUGGUGUAUAUGGGAUCAACACCACACCAAACCCCCGGCCCCUAGCGAAGCAUAUAUUGAACCAAUAGGAAGAAAGGAAGGGACAAAAGCCAAAGCAAGCAGACUGAUAGCAUAUGCGGAGCCCAAAUGACGAUAAAAACAUAAUCAUUGGCCAUGCCGGAGGGGCCGACAAGGAGAGAGCCACCCCGUAUCCAAACAAAUUGGGCAUACAACAAGUCAUAAUAGAAAAUCCGGAAAGACAAAAUCCGCCUCAAGGCCACCUCGGAGAGCAAAAAGACGACAAAUAAUUAACGCAGUUAAAGGCAGAACACAUCCAACGGCUUCUUCAGAUACGGUGUACCGUGGCAGGUGUAGGGAAGAGGGCAACAAGUCUUUCCGAGUAGUGCAGUGAAGUCAAGAUCAUUCUUGUGGUUCCCCUGUUGUAUCCCCUCCUGUCUCUGCCGCGGUCCCUUCCUCCCCAUUAACCACCUCCGUAUCUCCUCCAUUUCCAUCCACGCUACUCCCCUCGUUUCCACCCACCUCAUCAACCCCAUUAACAACUGCCCCACCGCCGCCACCACCACCACGUCUAACCCCUUCCACCUCUUCCUUCAACCUCUUAACCACACCCAUCAACUCAGCAACCUGCCCUUUCAACUCCCUAACCUCCAACACGCACGGGUCAAGCUCGACAUUCGGCUUCGUCUCCGAAACCUUCAGAUCCCAAUUCUCCGCCUGGAAAUCCAUAAGCAGGUCCUGUGCCGCUUCUUCCCAUUCCUGGACCGUGUCGUCAUCUUCUUCGCCCAGGCGGCGGUUGAGGCGGAUACGUCUGGCGUUCAGCGUCUCGACCAGGGCGGUGAUGAGGAGCAAGGGAGAGUAGAUCACGCCCAUUACGUAGUGGUUUAGGCGCUCGUAGCGGGCUGUGGGGAGCCACCAUUCGAAGGGGAUGAUGAGGAGGAAGAUUUCGAUUAAGUUGAAAGCUGAUUAAGGGGGUGGUUUUGUUAGUGGCAAAACAGUGAUGAUCAGUUUUGUUGAUGAGAGAGAAGAGAGGUAGUGGAAUCAGUGGGAGACGUACGUGCUAUGAAAACGUUUUCAUCAGGGGCGCGGACGAAUUGCAGAGUUCUGUGUGCGAAUAGGGCCAUGUAUUCGUCUAUAGCGUUGCCGGUGAUAUCCUCGUAUGCGCUGUUAUAUAGAGCAAUGAGGAUGUUAAGGAGGACUAGAUGGACGGUGGUCAGACAUUGCUGUAUAUCUACAAUACGCAGGCAGAAUCGAUAUGGCGUGAGGGUUUCGGGAGGAUUACUUACUGACCAUCACCACGAAGGUGAAGAAGUAAUAUAGUAGAAUACCAAAGGGGGCCGAGAAUUCCUGGAAAACGCCAAAAUCCGGGCUUUGCAUGACACUGUUUGCCAUUCCCUGGAGAAUAAUCGAAGGGGUCAUGGCGUUCUGGGGGUCAGCUUGGUCCAUUCCCAUGAACCCUUGCAAGAAUCCAACGAUGACGACUCCCAGUAGGGCAAAGAAUAUCAAACUCUCCUUCAUCAUGACCUUCAGGACCACGAGCAUGGCGCCGAAGAAGCGGAAUGUGUCUAGGUAGAGCAAUAUCCGGCCCCAGAACAUCGGGGCUGAGAAGGCUAAGAAGUUAUAGCUGAGCGCAUUGAACCUCAUUCUCUCAGCGUCACUGCUAUCUGGCGAGUGUGUGAGGGCGACGACGCGUAGGAUGAAUGAGACGAUAAGCAGAAUGUAGAGAGUGGAAUUGAAGGCGUUCCAAAAGCCAAAGUAGAAGCGCCCUACUUUCCAAAACUUGGUAAUCUCAUCGCAUACGAAGCCCAGUGUCAUGAUAUAGAGAAGUCCCUCGACGACAUCAAGAUCACCAGAUGGAUUGAUCGUGUUUAUCACGAUCGUAUAUAGGACCAGGUACAACAGAGAGAAGAAUAUCUGCACCGUAUUCUGAUAGAUUGGGGCUCUCAGUCUAUCAGGGUUGACGUGUGACCAGUAAUGUGUGUUGACUCUUUCUGGGUAUUCGAUGAAGGUGGAAGGGUCUUUAUCGUCCUGGCACAGCCAACCAUGCCAGAGAUACUUGAUGCAUUUCUGGUAGCCAGAGGACCCAAUUACUCGUAAGGCAUGAAGAUCAACCGCCCGUUCGACAGCGUUGACGGGAGGGGUAUUUUCUCCAUCAAUGCACAUCGAGUAGCGUUUCAAGAGCACAUCGUGCAUGAGGUAGUCUUGGUUUUCUUCAGCUUCGAUUCUGUGAAAUGUAAAUAAAUAUAUAAAUAAAUAAACAUAUCAACAAAGAGCAUGGCCCAUUUUCACGCAGG
Molecule: messenger RNA, 6332 nt
Organism: Blastomyces dermatitidis ER-3
Lineage: Eukaryota; Fungi; Ascomycota; Eurotiomycetes; Onygenales; Ajellomycetaceae
Product: vacuolar segregation protein
Exons: 6
Coding region: 1270-3261 (663 amino acids)
Biological process (GO): DNA repair
Molecular function (GO): metal ion binding; DNA binding
Source: RefSeq, a predicted model, not a curated record